AUGAGCUAUCUCCAACGCUCGUUCAGCCCCGUCUAUGCCUCGGAGACCCUUCCCUCUGCUGAGAUCGGCGAAAACUCAAUGCUCAUUGGCGGAGCCUCAGUCUACCUCUCCCCGAACGAAUCAUGGCCCAUCUGCGGCACAUGUUCGAAACCCCUCGUACCUCUGAUCCAGCUGAACGUCUCUUCCCCGUGCACCCCAGAGGAAUUCCGGGUUCUCCUGCCCUCGGUGCUACCGCCCGGCCAAGCACUCGCGACCAUGCUGCAGCUCUUCGUAUGCAGAACGGGCGACGCGGAGUGCUACACCCAUUCCUUGCUCUACUCGACGAGCACAUGCUCCUGGGUCUUGCGCAUAGCCGACGUUAUGCGUACGCCCCGCGAGGUACCCCACCAGCACGGAACACCGGGGCCGCUCUUCCUGCCUCCGCGUCUGGUAGAAACGUGGGCGCCAGGGAAGGAAGAGACGCUGCACGAGGAGCUGAUGUGGGAUCAAGACGACUCUGAAGAGUUCUAUGCAGAGCAUGAGCCAGCGCCGGGGCUGAAGAUGCUCGGUCAUUCCGUGCGGGGGAAAUUUUAUUGUGCGGACGACGGGUGUCCUAGGCCUGGUGCCCAUGUCUUUCCGGAGUGGCGCGAUCUGUUCCAGAUUGGGGGCCGCUUUGAUUUCGAGGAUAAGGAGGAGGAGGAUGAAGACGCUCUUGAAACGAUGGCAUCACUGGGGAAUACCUUCAUUGAGCAAUGCGUAGAGCAUCCGGAUGUUUUGCGGUUGACUAUGAGCGGCGAGUGGUAA
This is a messenger RNA of Cyclocybe aegerita, 783 nucleotides long. NCBI's taxonomy places the organism in Eukaryota, Fungi, Basidiomycota, Agaricomycetes, Agaricales, Hemipholiotaceae. The record is from the annotation of a GenBank genome assembly.